GAUCGACUCACGACUCAACGAAGGGAGCUAGCUGAGCUGUUGGUUUAUGGUUUAAGGAAUUGAGAGCUUGGCUAGAAGACCCAGAAUCCCAAACACCCGAAAGAGCAAAGCAAGAUAUCAAGUUCUUCCAAGGGGCAGUUUCUUGUUUAGUGGGGUUUUAGGGGCAAUAAUCACUCAAAACUCACCUUGAAUUGGAUAAAGAGGCGAAGUGCUGACUCUGUAACUAUGGGAUUAGAGGUCCAGAUAGAGCCUGUUUUCGGCCAGCUCACGGUUGAGUGGGCUGUACUGGGCUCAACUGUGCCGCCGCGGCAGUUCUUGUUCCACCUUCAUGCCCCGGAUACUUUGCGCCUUGGAAUUCAUGUCACUGAUUUCCAUUCUAAUACAUGGGAGGCUGUACGGUCGGUUAGUCAGCUCGAGGACAUGCAGGACAGCAUUGGAGUAGGAGGCAGUUGGUCAGAGUUCAUUGACUACCUUGUAAAUUCCAUAAAGUCUGAAGAUACAAAGCUUGUUUUAGAGGGAUGUUCAGACUCGGAUGGUGCUGUGAAUGCAAAGUUGGUUGCUCAGAAGUCUAAAGGAAUGCCUAAAAUUUCCAUUGCUCUCACAAAGCUUGUGGGCUUGGCUGCUACUGAGGCUAUUGCAAAUUUCUCUCUUCGGCUAUUCAAGGAGUUCAAAAGCAUCAAUGACUCUUUUGUAGAAGAACGUGAGCGGUCUAUGCAAUUAUCCAAAGUGGUAUCAGCAGAAAAGGAAAGAAAUGAGAGCAUCCAGAGCCAACUCGAGCAGUAUACUAAGAGGCAAAAGAUACAACGGAUCGGUUCUUCAGACGUUAAUGGUGCACAAAACUCUCCAGAAAAACAAACUGCUCGAGAUACAAAAUCAAUUAAAGUUGUCAAUCGGGUGGUGCCUGCAUAUCGCAGGGCAAAAGUACGUGGUGCUGUUCUGCAGGAUAUCGAAGAUGAAACUUAGUAAAAGCUUGUCAUUGACUUUCUUUUUCUUUCCUCCUAUUUUGGUACAAAGCUUGUUAGUGACAAUGGUGUUUGAGGUGGGAUUCUGAAUCUAGGUGUAGGGAUUUUUUUGGUAUUGAGUGUACUUAAUAAAUUUUGCUGUUAGCUUGAUAUAAAAGACAUCAAGAUUAUUUUUGAGUUUCAGUCUUUAGUGAGUUUGUUAAGGCUGUAUACAUAUCAUGAUCUGUUGGUGACAUUUCCU
Messenger RNA from Fragaria vesca subsp. vesca, 1203 nucleotides. RefSeq lists its product as uncharacterized. Bases 226 to 963 code for a protein of 245 amino acids. The transcript has 3 exons. Lineage: Eukaryota; Viridiplantae; Streptophyta; Magnoliopsida; Rosales; Rosaceae. The record is from RefSeq and is a predicted model, not a curated record.